AUUUUCCUUUCCCAACUUGCGCACCUAGACUUGGUCGAAAUAACCCCCCAACACCAUGAACAUCCAAGUUGUGCGCUUCGAAGAAGUCCGUGGCAACGGCAGCAAGUUUGUGGGCUACGUGACGAGCGUCGAGCACGUUGCCAGUGGAUCCAAGUGGGAACUUCCCAUUCGAUAUUCCGUCUACAACAGCUUCUACAUCAAGGUAGCGGUGACCAAUGAUACCUGCCGCGCUGACGAGUUGCGUGGUCGUUUGUCUUUUGCAGCUGAUCAAGACGGACCCGUUGGUCGCGUGGUUCCCGUUUCCGAAGAAAUCAUUAUUUGCCCCACCAAAUGCCACGCGGCUUGACCUUCUCAACAAAUUCGUCGCCAAGCUGAGUUCGACAACGCUGUCGCCCGAGGGUCAGAAACUCCUGGACACGCUCGUGGACGUCCCAAACUAUGUGAAAGACCCUGUCAAGGCCGCGCCCCAGCCGGAAGCACCUGCUGCCACUAAACAUGAACAAACUGAACCGUCUCCAACGGAGAUCGCGACAGACCACGAACCGAAAGCAACUAUUGUGGAAAUACCAGUCGUCGAGACCCCCAUGGAGAAAGCGCAGAACUUAGAGACUGUGGCAGAUGAAGCUCCAGUGGAGGCCCCUGUGGUGGAACCCGAAACCAAGGUCGCAGCCAAGGAGCCACUUGUCGUGGAAAUGCCUGUCGUCGAACCAACUAUUGUGGAGAUGACUAAAGCCGCGGUGGUGGAUGCUAAAGCGGCUAUCGUUGAUGAGAUUGUUCUCGAGGAACGUGUACACGCCCCAGUGGCCGCGAAAAAAAAACCUGCGAUUGAAUCUGACGUAGUCAAUGCCCCGGUUGAAAAAGAAGUUGUCGAAGUCCCUGCUCCGGCCACCUCUGAAGCUGUACACAUUCCUGCGGUUAAAGAAGUCGUGGUCGAGCAAUGUGAAGUAGUCGACACGCCAGCAACAGCCGAAGUAGCGCUCGAAGUCGAGGCGAUCGCUGCAUCGGCAAUCGACGAGACCACAGUGGCCGACAUACCUGUUGCUGACCAUGCUCAUCCCGUUGAAAUCGUCGACGACGUCGUACAAGUGGAAGAAGUAAAAGCUGUACUUGCCACGGACGCCGUCCAAGCCGCGGUAGAACCUGACACUUCGAUGGAUAAAGCCGCCCCGAAAGACGAAUCUCCGGCGUCUGCUGCGCCAGUGGUAACAGGGAAUAUCGCUGUCGUGCCCGUGAACGUGUAUCCCAUCGGUGCGUCGCCUCCUUUGGCGACGGUAGUCCGUGAAGCAGCGGCGCUUGUUCAAGAUUCUGUCAAGCAACGACCGAAUCUCCUUAGCAUCGACAGCGACGACGUGUACACUUCAUCGAACGAAGGAGUGCCCCGGUCGGUAAACGACAGCUCGAGCAGCGUCGAAUUCUCCACAACAGACGACGAAAAGUACUCCACGUCGACUCUGACCGAAGACCAGCGCAAGAAGCGCAACAAAAAGCGCGCAAUCAAGCGCCGCAAUCGAAAAGCUGCCGCACAUGCCAAGCAGGCUGAAUCAGUCGGGGCCACGUUAUCGCAAUAAAGGAUUUUCCUAG
Messenger RNA from Aphanomyces invadans, 1581 nucleotides. RefSeq lists its product as hypothetical. Gene Ontology annotation, molecular function: phosphatidylinositol binding. The transcript has 3 exons. Bases 216 to 1568 code for a protein of 450 amino acids. The record is from RefSeq and is a predicted model, not a curated record. NCBI's taxonomy places the organism in Eukaryota, Oomycota, Saprolegniomycetes, Saprolegniales, Verrucalvaceae.